Messenger RNA from Pyricularia oryzae 70-15, 3376 nucleotides. RefSeq lists its product as uncharacterized. Gene Ontology annotation, molecular function: protein binding. NCBI's taxonomy places the organism in Eukaryota, Fungi, Ascomycota, Sordariomycetes, Magnaporthales, Pyriculariaceae. The record is from RefSeq and is a predicted model, not a curated record. Bases 172 to 2937 code for a protein of 921 amino acids. The transcript is spliced from 4 exons.
CUACGGUAGCUCCAACCGACGUUAAUAACCUGCCGACUUCUACCAUAUGUCGUUGCGGCUUUGCUGACGUCCCCCUUGGUGUAUUUCACUCUUUGCUCUGCCUCAUCAUAGGCAGCCAGCCUUCCUCCGUCCUGUCUUCAGCCACCGCCGAAGUGCUCUUUUACCAUCGAGAUGGCGACAAACCUGGGCGCUACCUUCGUCCCCGGCGGAGGGGAUGAUUACUACAUGCCGGAAGUAAUCGCUCCGGCACCUCAAAGGGUUAUGCCAGAAGUCCCUCAGAACAUGCAAUCAGACCUUCAACGACUAGAACAACAUUCUGCUGAUCUAGGCGCGAACGGAAACCAAACCAAAGGCAACGCUGCUUCCAGAAAGACAGGUGGCAGUGACGGUGGCAGUGCAGCAGCUCCGUCGGUGCCCCAAAUAAACGAGCCCGACGGCAUCGAGUUCAGGCCCUUCGAAGACAGCGAUAAGAAGACAUACGACAAGAUGUCUUCUCACGACGCCUACGACGCCCCCAGCUUCUCGCCCUUCCCCAAGGUCAAAGGCGAGAACAUACCAUUGAGCGACGAGGAGAAGGAAGAAAUACUAUACAAUGCGCGGUCGCACGUUUUGCACUCCAACAAUGUCUCGAUGCAGCUGUCGUGGGCCCGCGACUCGCUAGCAUGGGUUGAGAUCAUGGCCGAGUCCUGGCAACGCGAAAAUGCUGGUGCCGAGCGGCCCAGGACCCCCAAGGUCGAACAUGAGCUGAGGGAAGAUGCAAUCAACAUUGUACACUACCUGGCAGAACAAGGCCACCCGGAGGCUUUGUUUAUGCGCUCCAAAUGGCUCGAGUUUGGCAAGUUUGGCCAGCGCGCCGACAAGAAGGAGGCUUACUUGGGUUACCGCAAGGCUGCCGAGCAGGGAUGGGGCCGCGCCGAGUACCGCAUGGGAAUGUUAUACGAGAACUCCAACGACAUGGAGAAGGCAAAGAAGCACUACAGUUUGGGCAUGGAACAGCGCGACUCGGCUGCAUCUUAUCGACUCGGCAUGAUGAGCCUGCUUGGCCAACACGGGUAUCCGAAGGACUUCAAGUACGGUCUGGAGCUGAUUCAGGUCGCAGCCGACAGCGCUGACGAGGACGCGCCACAAGGCGCUUAUGUCUACGGCAUGCUCAUUUCCAAAGAUCUGCCCGAUCUCGACAUCCCGGAGAACAUACUUCCCACAAACUUGGGUCUUGCACGUCAGUACAUUGAAAAGGCGGCCUUCCUGGGAUUUGCAAAGGCGCAGUCCAAAAUGGGUCAGGCCUAUGAGCUUUGCCAGCUGGGCUGCGAUUUUAACCCCGCCUACUCAUUACACUACUACGGCCUUGCCGCGAGACAGGGGCAGCCCGAGGCAUCGCUGGGUGUCAGCCGUUGGUUCCUGUUCGGUUACGAGGGAGUCUUUAGUAAAAACGAGCAGCUUGCCUUCAAGUAUGCAAAGUCUGCAGCAGACACCGGACUGGCCACAGCCGAAUUCGCCAUGGGAUACUACCAUGAAAUUGGCAUCCACGUCCCCAAAGAUAUCCGCGAAGCCCGCAACUGGUAUGAAAAAGCUGCCGAUCAUGGCAACAAGGAUGCGGAACAGCGGCUCGAUUCGCUCCGCCAAUCCAAGACUCUGACCAAGGAAGACCACGAGACGACUACCCUUACACGAAUCAAGUCCCAGCACGGCUCUCAGCGUGGGAAAAGACCCGACAGGUUCAAGCAGAGGGACAAUGGAGCCAUGCCAACGGUGGCAGAGUCGAGGUCUGGGCCCGGCACACCCAUUGAGGGCACGAUGCCGGUCUCGGGUCGUGGGCCCAGCCCAGGCCACUCCCCUGUAGGCAACGGAUUUGAAGGCUAUGAUCCAGCCAGGGGCCGGCAGCCGGCUUUUGGUGUAAAUGUUGGCCAACCACCACGCGCAAGGUCAACCGCUCCCUAUCCCGAGGACGACAGGCCUGCACCGCUAAAUAUGUCGGCUCGGGCGAGAUCUACCGCGCCAUACCCUGAGGAUGAGCGGCAAGCCCUUUACAACAAGCUUCCAGUAUCACCGCACUAUAAUCCCGACAUCCGCGGCACAGGAGUGGGUGCGCCACUGGCAGAGCGACCCAACUCGGCCUUUGGCAUCAGGGCGGAUCCGUAUCAGACUGGUGGAUAUAGACAGUCGCAGGCUGGAGGUCCUGGCUUUGCUCCGAUACCACCAGCAGGCACUCAAGGGCGGGGACGCGUUCUGUCGACCGGUCCUGGAUGGGAUCAACAGGCGCAUGGUGGAUACCGGCAACCUAAUACCAGCCCUGCAGGAUAUGGAGCUGAUCCCUACCCCCAAGGGCCACCGCAAAUGAGCGGAGCUGGAGGCCCGUUGUCCCCGCCGAUGGGUGAUCCUUCGAGGAAUCGCCUCACCAAGCAGCCCCCUGGCCCAGGUCAGCCUUCAUACUCACCUCAGGGCUCACCUGGCUAUCCGCCUCCCAUGGCAAAUUCGGCAGUCCCUGGUCGCGACUAUGGUCCGAGAACCUCAUCCCGCCCUACUUCUGAUGCAUACGAUAUGAGGGAUAUGAGGCAGAACAUGCCUCCAGCGGCAGGCCGGCCAAUGUCAGCAAGGCCGGACCGCUAUGAUUCGCUACCGCAGCAACAAGGUGGCGGCUAUGGGGGUGGUCGGACGCCACAGCAACUCAAGGAUAGGCCGAGCCACAUGAAUCAUAUGGACCCCGGUAGACAGAGCGCACCGCCUGGCCAACAUGGCGGCGGCAGACCUAGUCCAAGCCCGAGCUCGGUCCCAAGCUUCUCCAGCGCACAGUCAGCUCCUCCCGGUAGGAAGCCUGUCGGCGGGGGCGCUGGGGAUGGUGGCGCUGCUGCUAACAAGCCGGCACCUCAAGGUCCGGCAACUUUCGAGGAAAUGGGUAUUCCUCAGGGCAAGAACGAUGGCGACUGCGUUGUAAUGUGAAAUGUGAUGGGUAUCAAGGCGCAAUAAUCAUUUGGGAAGAAAAACUUUGUGCAUAUAGAUGACAGGCAGGGUCCAACAAACAACAGGGUUUUCUUUAUUUUGGCAUUUGAUUUUCGACAAUGCGGGCAUUUGGAAAUGAGGCUGGCUUUCCACCCAGAGUAUUGCAUUGCACAUUUUGCAUGGCGAGGCCGAGGGCGAUUUUUAAAAAAAAAUCAUGCAGUUCUGGUUUCCCUUAGAUGUUUGUUUCUUUUUUCACGUCCCUAAUUCCCUUGUCGAUACCACCAUUUUGAAGCGUAAUCGCGCCGACGGAUCAUCGUUUGUUUGGCCGAAUUGAUUAAUAGGCGAUUUGUCACAAUUUCAUAAUACUCUCCCGCUAACCCCUUUGUGGAAAUGGUAUGCCAGUCUGAACAAGAAAAUGUCUUAAGUAGUGCAAUGUGUG